GCUGAUUGGUCCUCGGCUGUAUCCGGUGGGGCAGCGGUCCAGGGCUCGCGAAAAAAAUCGAAGCGAGGAGGAGGAUCUGGUAACGGUGCGUUUUGAGAAAUAUCCUACAUCCCGAGUCGCUUAUCGAGAGGCUCGGCAGGAAUUUACACUUUCUUGUUAGAGGUCACAGAGCAGGGUUGCGGUUGUCGUCAUGGCAUCUGGAAGUACGAGCAGCGAGGAGGAACGGAGCCUGAGGGAGUGUGAGCAGUACGUGCAGAAACACAACAUUCAACAGCUGCUGAAGGACUGCAUUGUCCAGCUGUGUACUUCCAGGCCAGACAGGCCCAUGGCCUUCCUCAGGGAGUACUUCGAGAGGCUGGAGAAGGAGGAGGCCAAGCAGAUCCAGAACCAGCAGAAGGCCAGCAGUUCCCGUUCAGACUCACGCGAUGAGGAGGUGUCUCCGCCCAUGAACCCUGUGGUGAAGGGGCGCCGGCGGAGAGGAGCCUUCAGUGCGGAGGUUUACACGGAGGAGGAUGCAGCCUCGUAUGUCAGAAAGGUCAUUCCAAAAGACUACAAAACAAUGGCUGCCUUGGCCAAAGCUAUUGAAAAGAAUGUGCUCUUCUCACACCUGGAUGACAAUGAGAGGAGUGACAUAUUUGAUGCAAUGUUUCCAGUCACCUAUAUUGCUGGGGAAACAGUCAUUCUGCAGGGUGAUGAAGGUGACAAUUUCUAUGUUAUCGACCAAGGGGAGAUGGAUGUGUAUGUGAACAAUGAAUGGGUGACCAGCAUUGGGGAGGGAGGCAGCUUUGGAGAGCUGGCACUGAUCUACGGCACCCCGAGGGCAGCUACAGUCAGAGCCAAGACCAACGUUAAACUGUGGGGCAUCGACAGAGACAGCUACAGGAGAAUACUUAUGGGAAGCACUUUGAGAAAGAGGAAGAUGUACGAGGAAUUCCUCAGGAAAGUGUCCAUUUUAGAGUCUCUUGACAAAUGGGAGCGUCUCACAGUCGCCGAUGCCUUGGAGCCCGUGCAGUUUGAGGACGGACAGAAGAUUGUUGUGCAGGGAGAACCUGGAGAUGAGUUCUUCAUCAUUUUGGAGGGUUCUGCAGCUGUGUUGCAGCGUCGCUCAGAGAACGAGGAGUUUGUGGAAGUUGGGAGAUUAGGACCAUCAGACUACUUUGGUGAGAUCGCUCUGCUGAUGAACCGCCCCCGUGCUGCCACUGUGGUCGCCCGCGGCCCCCUCAAGUGCGUCAAGCUCGACCGGCCUCGCUUCGAGCGUGUUCUGGGCCCCUGCUCAGACAUACUCAAACGUAACAUCCAACAGUACAACAGCUUCGUGUCGCUGUCUGUCUGAGGGAGCCGCCCUCCUCAUCCUCUUCCUCUCCUCACACCCUUCACCUUCCUCUCCUUUCAGACCCAGGGUCCACCAAUGCAAUUUGCUUUUUGUCACUUUCUUCUUGGUUCUGUUUGCUUCCCCCCCCUCCCUUCUUUGUUUUUCCAUGCACAGAUCAUUUUGUUGUUACCACACGUCACGCAGAGGUGACUUUUAGCCAUUCACCAGCGCUUGUACCAGCUGCUGUAUGCUACCUUGUAGGCACAGUUACAUCACAUGUUACUUAUGUUAUAAAUGUAUUUGCUGGUUAUGCUUUCUUUUAAAACACAGAGCAGGAGAUUCUGAAAGAUUUUAGGGUCUCAGACUGAUGAGACAGACAAUCAGACUUUACAUGGCGCUUUUGGUGAAUUUGUUACAGAUUUCUGUUGUAGAUUGAAGUGAAGACUGCUUAUUCCCCGUUUACGAGUUUCCUUUUUGACAUCAGUUAGCAUAAAUAGACACACAGAGUAGAGCAGAACCUAGAAACCAUAGAAGGCAGGAAGAAUAUGGAUUGCAGCCGUUCAUAGGUUUCAGCUGUAAUAUGAUGCUCCAUUUUUUUCGGUUACCUUUUGAUUGGUAUGAUGAGACAAUGACGUGUCUGUUUUGCUUAGUUUGAGAGAGCUUGUACAACUUUAAGAUUUUUUAUUGUGCAGCUACCAGGCUAGUGCCAAAUGUUGAUUAAUGUCACAAUGCAAAGAUGCAUAGCCGUGGAAAUGCAGUGCGUGUUCUGUUCCCUGACUAUUCGGAGCUCUGGCGGGAGGUAGUUAUCACCCUUAUUGUCCUUUUACUCGAUAGAACGACCAUACAAGAACUGCCUUGACUACUCUGAGGAAAAAAUAUAAAUAAAAAGAAAGGAAAAAAAGAGUAUUAAGUGUAUUUCAGUAUUCAGUUUAUUUAGUAUAUACCAAAUAACUUGGUCACUCUUCUGCUAUGGUUUGUAAUCUAAAAUGUUAUCAUAGUAUAGUUAAAAUGAUCAUAGUUAUUAUCAUUGACUAAAUGAUAAACUUAUGGUUUGGAGUGAUGGUGAUCUUUAAAAAAAAUAUGUUUGUCUUUUGUAAACACUUAUUUUUCCAUAAAUUCUAUUUUAGGUGUCCAGUGCCACAAAGUAAAUAAAUGCUUCUUGUCAACUGACAAAACAGUAUGUAAUUGUAUUGUGUAAAAUGUCAUGGGUUUUUAAAAUAGAUCAAAAGGGUCAAUUGCAGGUUUAUUGAAGUGAAGAAAAAAAAACUUAACUAGACGGAUUUUCAGGACAUCUGAAGUAUUUAUGUAUCAAAGCUUCACGUGGGCAAGCUGGUGGGCAGAGCGAGCAGAUAUUUAUUUCAAACUAGUGUCAUUGCUUAUUGCCUAUUUGAAAAGGUGGCUGUCUUUUCAUCAGAGUAGCUUGUGACCUGUUCUCUAUGCUUACAUGGCAUGAUGUUUUAGGCAUCCAGUGAUCUGGUAUGAAUGGAAGCGUGUAUUAAAAAGCCUGCAGCUUCGUACAGAAGCAGGAACUUUUGUCAGAUAUUUGAUUUGUUACUCCCUCGCUUAACUGCUUCAUGACUAUUUAGAUAGCAUAAAAUGUUUUCUUUCUUAUUCUUUUUUUUUCCACAAAAGAUCUUUACCAAAAUCACACAAUGUUCUGGAUUAUAGGCUUAACUCUUCAUUCCUGCCUCACUUGUCUGUUAUCAGAAAUGAUCUGUUUCGUCUCAUUCAGAGCACCUGUAUGCGCUUAGAAUUGAGAUGUUCGUUUGUACGUCCCAAAAAAGGUUUGAUUUUUGGUGCCGAUUGCAGGGUAGUCAGGUUGGUGAGAAGACCUUUUUCUUAAUGGAUAUGAGUAUACGUUUCCUCACACUUAAACUGAUCAUCUGUUCCCCCCUAACCCUCAGGUUAUCCUUGUGGAUGUGGUGACAUGUGGAUUUGUGUCCAUUAACAGCACAUCCUGUUUAUCCAGAUCCACAGGACGUGACUCCGUUAGGGGCGAGGGUUUCACCUUUGUCAAGUUUUCAUGUAAAUAGCUGCGUCAUCGGUUUUAGUCCAAAAUGUUUCUAGCCACACUGCAAUCGUCCCGGUUUGCCUUAGCUUACCUAACCUGGGCUUACAGUAGUAGUCAGUCACUCCUGCUAGCCCGACCUUCAGUGAGUUUGUUUGGCCUGCAGCGCAGAGAGCUGCGGCCAUCAGAGGACCAUUCUUUUUCUAUUCUACCCUGUAUUUAGUUUGACCUCCUGUAUGUGCAAAGAUGUUUAUCCUUUUGGUAUAGAUUGUUCCAGAUGGCAGUUUAAGCAAUAAAAAAGUAAAAAAUUA
Molecule: messenger RNA, 3631 nt
Organism: Amphiprion ocellaris (clown anemonefish)
Lineage: Eukaryota; Metazoa; Chordata; Actinopteri; Pomacentridae
Product: cAMP-dependent protein kinase type I-alpha regulatory subunit
Exons: 11
Coding region: 191-1333 (380 amino acids)
Biological process (GO): regulation of protein phosphorylation
Cellular component (GO): cAMP-dependent protein kinase complex
Molecular function (GO): cAMP-dependent protein kinase regulator activity
Source: RefSeq, a predicted model, not a curated record